UGCUCGCCACUAGACAUUUAACUACCCGUAGUAGUGCAUUUUUAUAAGCGGCAUAAUAGUUUCUUGUGCAGGCCUAGGCUGAACAACCGACCGACCCCCGCUGAUACCUUCCUCGUCAAAUAUGGAUUCGAAACUGAUUUUUGCUUGCAUCUGUGCCCUGGCGAUUCCAGCCCUGUGUGCCGACCGCGGCUCACACUCCAACCGAGGAAGAGCUAGAACUGAGGAAGAUCAAGGGGAUUCUCGCCUAACAGGAAAUUAUGUGCGCAUAAAAGUGGAAAUCUUGAAACUGACCAAUGAUCAGGGACUUGCUUCUUCCGGAAGCCACUGCGAUUUCGCCGGUACCUGUGACCCCGUCUUGUACUGCAAUUUGGACACAGAAAGACCAAACGCCGACUGGCCAGGAUCUAAACCUGAUAAUACUUGGCCAACGGUUUUCGGCGUUGACAAUGUGAACAGUCCCAAUAUCGGUACUACCAUCCACAAAGAUAUCUGUGGUCCAAAAUAUAACGAAGCCAAUCUAAGAAUUUUCGCUCUUGAUCGCGAUCCAGCAUCUAAGGAUGACCUUAUCAACCAGUGGGAUUGCCCGAUUAACCGCAACCCUGACCGUCAUGAAGGAAGCGCGGAAUGGUCACCUACGUUUGAAUGCCUGCCGAAAUACCAGCCAGGAAAAAUGAAGUUGACUUACCGUUAUCAAGUAUUCCACAUUACCCGUUCACAGUGUAACUCGACUGUACCGAAUGCAAAAUAAGAUUUUUUCGCGAAUGAGGAAAUUGCGAUCCACGGAGGAGAACUGCUUUAGCUGUCAAAUGUUAUGUGAAUGAUAAUUAGUGUUUUAAAAGGUAAAAUGUACCAAAGUACCAUUACUGAAGUGUACGAAUAAUAUGGCAAUUAAGUUCGUCAUGCAAAAUAACCUUAAAAUGUCAACAACAGCAAUCUUGAUUG
Molecule: messenger RNA, 942 nt
Organism: Paramacrobiotus metropolitanus
Lineage: Eukaryota; Metazoa; Tardigrada; Eutardigrada; Parachela; Macrobiotidae
Exons: 8
Coding region: 122-748 (208 amino acids)
Source: RefSeq, a predicted model, not a curated record